GUUCGUCCUGCAGGUCUGGGCAUCGCUGGUAUUCACACCCUGUCUCGCCCUCCCAUCCGUGAAGCGUCAGGGGCACAGCUCAGUGACACUUUGUGGUGUUGGUGUGAGCCUCGGACAGAACGCGGGCAUAAAGCAGGCCUUACCAGAAAGAACAGUGACUGUACAUGUACGCCUGAACUUGUGAAGAUAAUGGAGGAAGCUGGAUCAUCCAUGUUACUGGGAAUCAGCCCCAUCCCUGUUGUUGUAAUUGGGAACGGACCCUCUGCCAUUUGUCUCUCCUACCUUUUGUCCGGGUAUCGGCCUUACUUCAAAGAAUCCUCAAUCCAUCCCAAUCCCAUUCUUCAAAGGAAACUGCAACAGAAUCUGGGGAUCUCCAUCAUAGAACAGGAUUUGGAGCACUUGUCUGAAGGGCUGGAAGGACGAUCCCACAAUCCGGUAGCUGUUCUGUUCGAUUCCCUCCUGCGUCCCAAUGCCGAUUUUGGUGUGUCCAUGGAAUCAGUGCUCACCUGGAGACGAGAGCCUAACCAUUACAUUCCUCACCUGGUCCUGGGCAAGGGCCCACUGGGAGGGGCUUGGCAUUCGAUCGAAGGAGCCAUGUUUACCCUCAGUCUCGGCGACUGGAUGGAGCUCCCUGACCUUCCCUUCAGGGACUGGAUGAGACUCAAGCGAAGGUGCCUUCGGAAUGACCGCGCCAUGACGUCCGAUAUCGCCAGCUAUUACCAGCACUAUGCCAGGGCCAAGGGACUGCAGGGCCACUUUCUAUGCGGCACUGUUGUGACUUCGGUGAGGAGGGUUAGCCUGGAUUCCAUUGCGGAAAACCAGGUCAAUGUGAGCACGGAUAAUCCAGCGGGAGCUCAAGGCUUGAGGCCACCCACCAGCGCCAGCCUCUUUGAGGUGAGCGGUUCCAGCAGUUCAGAGGACGGCUCGGAAAAGGCUUUCUGCAUCUUGGCAGAGAAGGUCGUCUUGGCAACAGGCAUGUAUGACAGCCCCGCCCGGCUUGGUGUCGACGGGGAGGAUCUUCCGUUUGUUCACCACACAACGUCAGAACUGGAAAGAGCCCUGGAGGAGCGGGAGAUGGGGCUGAACUCUGACCCCAUUCUGAUCGUCGGAGGUGGCCUAACUGCUGCAGACGCCGUCAUCGCCGCUCACCACGGUAACGCCUCGGUGAUCCAUGUGUUCCGCAGAGGGGUCAAUGACCCAGGGCUGAUCUUCAACCAGCUUCCCAAAGUCAUGUACCCAGAGUAUCACAAGGUCCACCAGAUGAUGACCCAGCAGUCCUGCACCACCACAGGACCCUACGAAGGGUACCUCAGCCUCCCCCAACACCGCGUGCUGGCUUUCACCCCAGACAGGAAGUGCAUCAUCGAAGACCUGACAUCAGAGAAGAAGACGUUCAAUGUCUCCAAGGCCUUCAUCCUGAUUGGCUCGAAUCCCAACUUGACCUUCCUGCCCGAUUGCGGAAGGCCCCUGGCUGUCAACACAGAGCUCCCCGUUAACAGCAAACGUAACCCACUCGACGUGGAUUGCUACACUUACGAGUGCAUCCAGGAACGGGGACUUUAUGCCCUGGGCCCACUGGUGGGUGAUCACUUCGUACGUUUCCUACAAGGAGGGGCCCUGGCUGUGGUGAGGACACUCCACAAGGAGCGACAGGAUGCUCAGUUUCAUACUGACCAGCAGCUCCUGAUCAGCUGACGUUGUGGGUACCAGCACACAAGCUGUGCAUGCGGGUAAAUUGUCGAGGGCAAUGUAGGCAGGGUUACCAUCCAGAAGCACCCUUUCAUGUUCGCCAUGUUUACAGCCCCUUCCAGAGCAUGGGCGCAAGGCUCAAAUUGCCUCAGAGUCCAGGCUGGCAUGAAGCUAUGCCCAGUUCGGGGGGGGGGGGUACUGAGGCCGAGACAGGUAACUCAGUGACCAAGUGAGCACCAUCUGUUGGGUUAUGGGCAGCAUAGUAGGUAGCCUUGGCAUCAAGUCAACCUCUAUCACUUGCUAAGCAAAUCCAUUUCAGGUUUGCAACUCAGUAUAACUCAACAUUUAAGGGCAUUGCCAACCCUCUCACUCCCGGGAGAAAUUACGAACGAGAAAGCAAAAGCCCAUUCCUGCAUUUCUGGUUAGCUGGGAAUCCGAUAUGGAAACCCUGGAAGUGGGAAGCAGACUUGGGGGGUCGGGGGCGGGGGGGACCUUCCAAGACACACAGCCUGGGGAGAUGCCCAGGGAAUUCCAGACAUAACCCAUGGAAUCCCAAAGGACACCCGAGGAUCCUGAACCAUGCAGGGAUAGCUGCAGACUGUAGGGUGAUCUUAUUGUGUGGUAUAGACUGUAGGACACCACGUGCAGUACCAGAAAUUAUUGAUCUAACUUGAAUCCUUAUACCCUGACUCAGGUGUAAAGCAAGUUAAUUCUGGAAAAUAACUUCUUUUUCUAACACCCACAGUUUGUAAAGAUUAAGAUAUUUUAAUA
Messenger RNA from Stegostoma tigrinum, 2460 nucleotides. RefSeq names its product oxidative stress-induced growth inhibitor 1-like. Bases 190 to 1695 code for a protein of 501 amino acids. The record is from RefSeq and is a predicted model, not a curated record. NCBI's taxonomy places the organism in Eukaryota, Metazoa, Chordata, Chondrichthyes, Orectolobiformes, Stegostomatidae. The transcript is spliced from 6 exons. Gene Ontology annotation, molecular function: oxidoreductase activity.